Panicum virgatum (switchgrass) is the source of this 987-nucleotide messenger RNA. RefSeq lists its product as uncharacterized. The coding region runs from base 1 to 987 and encodes 328 amino acids. The record is from RefSeq and is a predicted model, not a curated record. The transcript is spliced from 3 exons. NCBI's taxonomy places the organism in Eukaryota, Viridiplantae, Streptophyta, Magnoliopsida, Poales, Poaceae.
AUGCCCUGCCCACCUAUGAAUGGGCAAUCAAAUCAGGGGUUCUCCAUUGACAACAAACGUGCCUCCCAGGACCCUUCAUCAUCGAAAUCACAGAGGGCCGCAAAGAAGAAAAAUGUGUCUAGGAGAGGAUUGGCAUUCACCAAAGAGGAGGACCUGGUGUUGUGUUCUGCAUUUCUAAAUGUUAGCAAAGACCCUAUUACUGGUGUAAAUCAGACAUCAGGUGGUUAUUACAAGAGGUUGCAUGGUUAUUUCAAUGAGCAUAAGCCUGAAGGCUCCAACCGCAGCCAGAUUGCAGUUCAACAUAGGUGGGCAUUGAUUCAGAAAGCGAUGAGCAAGUUCUGUGCGCACAAAGCAGCUAUAGAUGAUGCUGUACAAAUGUAUGAGAAGGUAGAACCUUUUACCAUCAUGCAUUGUUGGAAAAAACUUCGCGAUGAGCCCAAAUGGAACAAUAAGUUUCUUGAGCUGAACAACUCUACAUCACCUGAAGGAAUGUCAUCUCCUCCACCUCAAGGCCAUACUGGGGCUGGCCUUGCAGAAUUUGGCAAUGAAAAUGCAGGCACAGAAUCACGACCUGAGGGUAGGGAUGAUGCGAAGAGGCGUAGGUCAAAGAGCUUCACAGAUACAUCAUCAUCUAGUACGGCUGUUGAAGUCCUCCAGCGGUUGCAGGAGCACUCAGAGAAGACCGAACAGAAGCAAGACCAACAAAUGGCCUCCAUCCUUAGUAGGAAGGAUGAAAAAAUUAAAAUUCAAAGGGAUAUGUUCAAGCUUCAGAAGAAGCAUAUGAAGAUGACUGAGCAGCAGCAAAAGAAGGAAAAUGCGAUUAGGGAGGAGUCUGAGGCUCAACUGAUUUCAGCUGAGUCUGGUAUUAUGUUGAUUGACAUUGAGAAGGUCCCUCCUUAUCUGAAAGACUAUUAUCUAGGCAUGCAGAUGCAAAUCAUGAAGCGUAGAGAGUUCACCAGCCCCUCGGCCCCGAACAACGAAGAUUAA